Molecule: messenger RNA, 2326 nt
Organism: Exophiala xenobiotica
Lineage: Eukaryota; Fungi; Ascomycota; Eurotiomycetes; Chaetothyriales; Herpotrichiellaceae
Product: dihydroxy-acid dehydratase
Exons: 2
Coding region: 202-2040 (612 amino acids)
Biological process (GO): branched-chain amino acid biosynthetic process
Cellular component (GO): mitochondrion
Molecular function (GO): dihydroxy-acid dehydratase activity
Source: RefSeq, a predicted model, not a curated record
GAUUGACUCAACCUGCAACAAACACCUAUUCAAGUGCCGGUCGAGCUUCGAAGCUGGCUGAAGUGAUCGAUCUUGGGCCAGGGGUGGAUCGUGACUCACUGCUUGGUACAUACAAGGACGCUUAAGAGCCCACGCCUUGAGAAAUUGCAGCAGAAGUUGCUUCGUUGUCUCUGACCGAUUGCUGGAAAGGAUUUGCCCAUCAUGAAAGCUUCGGCAUCUCUUCGAAGCCUGCGACUGAGGCGGCUCAGGACUCAAGUUUAUGCUCGAGACAUCCGUCCGUUCUCAUCCUCCCACGGCCGGCGCGCCGACUCCUCCGAGCAAAAUGGCCUCAACAAGGUCUCAAGAAACAUCACACAGCCCAAAUCCCAAGGCGCGUCGCAAGCCAUGCUCUACGCCACCGGCCUGAGCGAAUCCGACAUGAACAAAGCCCAAGUCGGCAUCUCCUCAGUCUGGUACACCGGCAAUCCCUGCAAUAUGCACCUGAUGGACCUGUCCAACAUCGUGCGCAAGGGCGUCGCCGACGCAGGCCUGAUGCCCAUGCAAUUCAACACCAUUGGCGUGUCAGACGGCAUAUCCAUGGGCACGACGGGCAUGCGAUACAGCCUGCAAUCGCGCGAGAUCAUCGCCGACUCGGUCGAGACCGUCAUGCAGGGACAAUGGUACGACGCCAACAUCUCCAUACCAGGCUGCGACAAGAACAUGCCGGGCGUUGUCAUGGCCAUGGGGCGCGUCAACAGGCCGUCCAUCAUGGUCUAUGGAGGCAGCAUAGCCGCCGGCUGCGCAUCCACGCAGAACAACGCACCCAUCGACAUCGUCUCGGCCUUCCAGGCCUAUGGACAAUUCAUCACAGGCGAGAUCAAUGAGGACCAGCGCUUCGAUAUUAUUCGCCACGCGUGCCCCGGCUCAGGAGCCUGUGGUGGCAUGUAUACCGCCAACACGAUGGCCAGCGCCAUCGAGACGCUCGGCAUGACGUUACCGGGGAGCUCGUCCAACCCGGCCGUCUCAAAGGCCAAGCAACUCGAGUGUCUAGCGGCGGGCGGGGCGAUCAAGAACGCGCUCAAACUCGACCUGCGUCCACGAGACAUCAUGACACGGCAGGCCUUCGAGGACGCCAUGGUCGUGAUCAUGAUCACGGGCGGCAGCACGAAUGCGGUGCUGCAUUUGAUUGCCAUGGCCGACGCCGCGGGUGUCAAACUGACCAUUGACGACUUCCAGGCCGUAAGCGAUCGGACGCCGUUCCUGUCGGAUCUCAAGCCGAGCGGGAAAUACGUGUUCAACGACCUCCACAAGAUUGGCGGUAUCCCUACACUAUUGAAAUUCUUGAUUAAAGAGGGCGUGGUCAAGGGCGAGGGUAUGACAAUCACAGGCCAGACACUCAAGAAAAACGUCGAGAAUGCGCCGGACUUCCCGAGCGAUCAGACCAUCAUCAAGCCCUUCUCCGACCCGAUCAAACCGACGGGACAUAUUCAGAUACUCAGGGGCAGCCUGGCGCCCGGCGGGAGCGUAGGCAAGAUCACGGGCAAAGAGGGGCUGCGGUUCACAGGCAAGGCUAAGGUCUACGAUGCGGAGGACUUGUUUAUUGAGGCCCUGGAGAAGGGAGACAUCAAGAAGGGCGAGAAGACGGUCGUGGUGAUUCGGUAUGAAGGACCCAAGGGCGGGCCGGGUAUGCCGGAGAUGUUGAAGCCUAGUUCUGCGAUCAUGGGCGCGGGGUUGGGCAAGGACGUCGCGCUCAUCACUGAUGGUCGGUUCAGUGGCGGCUCGCAUGGUUUCUUGAUCGGGCACAUCGUCCCCGAGGCGAUGGAGGGAGGCCCGAUUGCGCUUGUGCGUGAUGGCGAUGAGAUUGUCAUCGAUGCGGAGACGAGAACGCUCGAUGUCAGCGUCGACGAGGCCGAGCUGUCGAGACGAAGGGACGAGUGGAACCAGAACAAACCCAAGCCACGGUAUACGAGGGGCGUGUUGGCCAAGUAUGCCAAGUUGGUGGGCGAUGCGAGCCAUGGGUGCAUUACGGACAGCGAGGAUGUGUUGAAUGUUCAUGCUUAGACAGUGCGAGCUUGAGUCUUGAGUCUUGGGUCCGAGUGUUUGUGGCUGCCACGGCUGCAUGGUGUCGGCCGAGAAGGGAUGUACAGAAAAGCUUGCUAGGGCGGCAAACAUACUGCCAGUGGCUUGUUUGAUAAAACGGAAGAUUGUGUUGUCAUUGUCGGGAUGGAUCGUCUGCCUUUUCUCCAGAGCCGAAAGAUCAAAGGCAAUGCGAGGCGUCAUAUGUAAAUAAGUGCCUAUGUAUCAUGAGUAACAAGAGUUCGAAAAGAAGCGCAAGUCUUCAACAUUG